Molecule: messenger RNA, 2157 nt
Organism: Pseudogymnoascus destructans
Lineage: Eukaryota; Fungi; Ascomycota; Leotiomycetes; Thelebolales; Thelebolaceae
Exons: 2
Coding region: 1-2157 (718 amino acids)
Source: RefSeq, a predicted model, not a curated record
AUGUCUGAUGCAGCUACUCCCCCGCCGCGGCAACCCACCGUCAAGGCUGGGCCAAAUGUCGACUUUAGCAGAUCCGAAUCAGUUAGUGAUGAGGUUCUGGUUGUGCUCGCCGGUCUCGUCGAGGGUGGGCAGGAUGACGACGAGACAUGCCUUACUCUCGAUGCGUUAACACGUCUCUUGAGCAGAGACGACAAGAGUAAUCCCCCGGUGGGAGAAGAGCUGGCGCCUCUCAUCGAUGCCGACUGUUUCGACACCCUUGCCGCCUAUCUGGAUAUGAGACAAGGAGAUGCCAUACGGGGACAUGCAACCAUGACACUCUCAGCAUAUCUUAAAGCUUCUGGUGAGCAGGGUGUCAAUUUCCUAACUCAAUUUUUCAAGGAAAAAGUGCAGAAGGGCACAUAUGACGACUUCAUCAUCGCAUUCUCAGUUGCGGCGUGUACAUUUCCAGUCAUACCAGAUGUGUCUGCUGAGCUCUUCCUUAGCCCUGGGUUUGUCUAUGGCCUGGGCCCUUUAAUAAAGAGAAAAUGGAAGAGCAAGAAAGUGGAACAGGCGUGUCUUGAUAUGCUCAAUGUCGCUUGCAUGCAUGGUGCUUGCCGCGAGGCAAUUCAGAAGUACUGCACGGAAUGGCUGGAGGAGAUCGUGGUCGAGGCGCCUAAGGCUAUAGACGACUUGCAUAAGUCGGACAGAUAUGCUGUUGUUGAGGAUGGGCCUCUUCAGCAGCGCCUGCAUACACCUGCCGUCAGGAAUUUGGCUGCUGUUAUAUUGGCCAAGCUCCAGGCUGUCCCGUCGGCUCCAGCAGCUGAUUCGAAAGAAAAAAUACAGCCAGCAGUGACAAACAUCGACGAACUAACAGAUAUCUUCAAUCAAUACCUUACCACUAGCGACGAGUCGCUCCACAAAGGUUCAAUAGAAGGCCUUGCAUACGCCUCUUUGCAACCGGUGGUAAAGGAGAAGAUUGCCAAUGACCCAGCAUUUCUCAAGAGCAUACUUCAUGUUCUCGAGACCAGCCCUCCAAAGUCUUCUACUACCUAUGGAGGCCUUUCCAUCCUCGUCAACCUCACCACCUACCUCCCGUCGCUAACAGAAGAGCAAAAACGCAUAACUCAACUGAAAGCCUACGCCAAUGCCUCUCGCCUAUCUCAUGAGGCAGACCCUCUAAAUAGUGAUGCUCAUGUCGCCGCCAGGUGCAAUGCCGUUUUCAAGGCAGAGGCUAUACCUGUCCUUGUGUCUCACUCUGUACAAGGCUCUUUGGCAUCCCUAAAGCUCAUCGUCCAGAUUCUGCUGUCCAUAUCCCGCUCUUCCGAACUACGCGGGCGUAUUGCACAGCAAGGCGGAGUGAAGCUACUAUUACAAGCAUACAACCAAUUUCCCGAGACCGACCAAAACGCUAAGAGGACGACAGCGCAUGCGCUUGCGAGAAUUCUCAUAUCCACGAAUCCAAUCCACAUCUUUGGUGGCUCAAAUCCGCAUCCACUCAAUCUAGCGAUCCGGCCACUCAUAUCUCUCCUAUCUGAUGAUCCAACGACUGAGAUACGGGAUUUGCUCCCUGCGUUCGAAGCGCUCCUUGCGCUCACGAACCUCGCGUCUGUCGACAACGAUGCGCGAGAUCCCAUUAUCCGUGAUGGUUGGUCUAGUAUCGACGAGCUCCUCUUGUCGAACAACACUCUGGUUACACGAGCUUCAGUGGAAUUGGUCUGCAAUCUGAUGGAGAGCCCCAUCGGCGUCGCUAAGUUUGCGGACGGGAGCAAACAGGCUAGCAAUAGACUGCACAUUCUACUUGCUCUGGCUGAUUCGGAGGACCUCGCGACUCGGCGAGCUGCAGGCGGUGCGCUAGCCAGCUUGACGCAGUGGGAUACUGCCGUUACUGCUAUUCUGGGACGCGAGCGUGGUGUAGCUAUAUUGCUUAAGUUGUGCAAGGAGGAUGAAGAAGAUUUGAGGCACAGGGGAGUCGUGUGUGUGUCGAACAUGUUGAAUGCACCGGGAGAUGGAGCCGAGAAGGCCGCUGCGAAAGUGAAAGAGGCGGAUGGUGUGGAGGCGCUCAAAGAGUGCGCGAGGAAGAGUCGGAACCAAGAGGUCUUGGAAAUAGCAGUAGAAGCGCUGCAAAAGCUGCUGGGGGAUAGUGGCACGAAGUCACUUCAAUUGGCGGCGGCUGCAUAA